CCGGACAGAGUCUCCUAUAUAAGGACUUAUUUGAUCAUUUUUUUUCAAAUAAAAAACUACCCCCCUCUUAGUUUGGAUAAGUACUGCACAUUCUCUCCUGUACGGAGAUUCGCCCCCACACGUUCCUCAUUUUCCGUUCAGUUUCUGGUUUCUUCCCAAGUCGUCAUCUUCCAAGAAACGCCGAGAAACUACCGAAAAUUCCACAAGCCUCGCAGAAAAUCAAGCCGACAUUUUACUGCUGUCUCGGAAAAAAUGGGAAGUGAAUCAACGGAUCAAAACCAUCGCCCCUCAACCCGGGACAUAAAACCCAGUUCUUCCGGACCCAGAUCCAAAGGAUCAAAAGUCUGCGCCGCCUGUAGCCACCAGCGGAGAAAAUGCGGCCCGAAUUGCCCCUUAGCUCCUUACUUUCCGGCGUGCAAACGGCGAGAUUUCAUCAAUGCCCACAAACUGUUCGGCAUAAAGAACCUCACCAAAGCUCUGGCCAGCAUCGAUGAAGAAUACAGGGACGAUUUCAUGGUGUCCGUAAUCUAUGAAGCCAAUGCCCGCGCUGCCGAUCCCGUUGGUGGCUGCCGCAAUACGAUCAGGACUCUGUAUAGCCAUUUGCAAUGUAGCAUUGCGGAAUUGGAAGCUGUGAAUCAGGAACUCGCGUUUUAUCGGUCCAGAUACCAGGACAUGAAAUUGGCGACGGCGGCAGCUUUUGACCAGCAGACGCAACCCGGCCAAGGGUUUUGCUGGUUAAAUUCGGGUCGAGUUUCAAGUCACACGCAAAAUUUAAGUAGCCAGGAGACUCAAUCAUCAGUCGGUGGUCAAUCAUUUUCUUUGACUCCGAUUGAUCAGUGAGAUUUUUAGGUCUGCAAUUUAUUUGAUAUGCACUCAUUAGCUUCUACUCGUAUAUGCUUAAAUAUUGCAACUAAGUUAUUUAUGCCCUUCUUUAAUCUUUUGUGAGAAAUUGUUAUCCUCAUUUUGAAAACAAGGAAACAUUUUCCUCACAAUAAUGUUGCAUUUCUUCCAUUUUUGUCAGUUGUGGAUAG
This is a messenger RNA of Cuscuta epithymum, 1031 nucleotides long. NCBI's taxonomy places the organism in Eukaryota, Viridiplantae, Streptophyta, Magnoliopsida, Solanales, Convolvulaceae. The record is from the annotation of a GenBank genome assembly.